AUGACCACGAUAGCGACCUACACCGUACCUCCCUCGCUGGACGACAAGUACCCUCUCGUGUACGACAGCCCUGUGCGGGUUGAGCAGCGCUACUACCCCGAGAGCGAAUCGAUCGAAGCCCCAGCCCCAGCACCAACGCAGGCAGCGCCGCAAGCCACUCAGAGCGCCCUGCUCCUCCACGGCAUCGGACAAGAAUAUACCCUCGUGACCGAUCAUGCCAUCCCGUCCAUCCUGGGUGAGGAGGAGAUCCUAGUCAAGAUCCAAGCGAUCGGCCUCAACCCAAUUGACUGGAAGGGCCCAGCGUAUAACUUCGGCAUCCCCGCUCUCCCCUGGAUCAACGGCCGCGACCUGGCCGGCGUGGUCGUCGCCGUGCGCGACCCCGCCCACCCGCGCAUCCGCGUCGGCGACCGCGUCCUCGUCCCCUCCACCGACUACCGGGACAUCCGCAAGGCCGCCUUCCAGCAGUACGCGGUCGCCACGCACUUCAACGCCGCCCGCAUCCCCGACCAGACGGGCGUGCACGUCAGCGCGUCGUUGGGGGUGGCGUUUGUGGCCUCGACCCUUGCCUUGGGCGUGUCUCUGGGCCUGGAUUUCUCGACGAUCGCCGCGUGUCCCGGCCCGAAUCUCGUGGAUGCCGUGCAGUCGGUCGACGCAGCGGAGAUCCCGGCGGAUGUACGGGAGGAGUGUUUCUCGGCGGUACCGGUGCAGGACCGCUUGCGGAGGGGCGAGUGGCUGGUUAUUUGGGGGGCAUCUACAACCACGGGGAUGAUCACCCUACAACUAGCGAAGCUAGCGGGCCUGAAGGUUCUCUGCGUCGCCGACGUCGCCCGCCAUGGGGCGCGCCUGCACGCCCUCGGGGCGGAUGUGCUGGUCGACCGACACGAUCCCGCCCGCGCGGUGGAGAUCAUCCGCGGCGUAACGGGGGGUGGGCUGCGGUAUGCGGUGGACAUCGUGGGGCGGGAGACGGCGACGCUGCUGCAGGAGGUGUUGGAUGCCACCGUGCGCGAGGAUGGCUCGCAUGCGCAUCUGCUGGGGUUGACAGGAUUGCCCAAGGAGCGACGGGCGGGGAUCAAGUAUCAUACCGUGCCCAUCAAGCUGUUCCAUUCGUCGGUCGGGGUCGGGGAGAAGAUGGUCGCGUGGUUGGAGGAAUUGCUGGCGUCGAACACGCUGCUGGGGCCGGAGGUGGUGCGCCAUGCCGGCGGUUUGGAGGGGGUCAACGCGGCGCUGGAUACGCUGCGGCAGGGGAGUGUGUCGGGGAAGAGGAUCGUGGUGGACUUGGAG
Molecule: messenger RNA, 1281 nt
Organism: Aspergillus fijiensis CBS 313.89
Lineage: Eukaryota; Fungi; Ascomycota; Eurotiomycetes; Eurotiales; Aspergillaceae
Product: zinc-binding alcohol dehydrogenase family protein
Exons: 4
Molecular function (GO): oxidoreductase activity, acting on NAD(P)H
Source: RefSeq, a predicted model, not a curated record